AUGGCGGACAACACUGGUGCCGUGCACCGGGUGUUUGCCCGUGCCAGCGAUGACCCGUCGGCGGCGUCUAGCUCGGCCUCCGCGUUCCUGACCACGCUGAUUCCGGCCCUGAUCUCCUUCACGGUGAUGCUGGUGCUCUUCAUCAUUUUGCGCCGUAGCAACCGCAGAAUGUACAUGCCCCGUACCUACAUCGGCUACCUGAAGUCCUGGCAGCGGACCCCGGAAACCCCUACCGGCCUCUGGAACUGGGUGGCGGCCAUGUACAAGCUGCCCGACACCUAUGUCCUGCAGCACCACUCCAUGGACGCGUAUCUACUGCUGCGCUUCCUGAAGCUCAUCUCGGUUCUGAUGUUUGUCGGCUGUUGUGUCACCUGGCCCAUUCUGUUCCCCGUCAACGCGACUGGCGGCGGCGGUGGCCAGCAAUUGAAUCUGCUGAGUAUUUCCAACGUCAGCUCUGAUAACUAUGGCCGCUUCUACGCCCACUGCUUCCUGGCUUGGAUCUUUGUUGCUAUCGUUUUCUUCACCAUCACUCGUGAGCACUUGUUCUACAUCAACCUGCGCCAGGCGUAUCUCUAUUCGCCUGCGUAUGCCAGCCGCAUCUCUUCUCGCACCGUUCUGUUCACCGCGGUUACCCAGGACUACCUGAACAAGGACAAGCUCCGCGCCAUGUUCGGCCGUGAAAAGGUCAAGAACGUCUGGCUCGCCACUGACACUGCCGAGCUGGAGGAGAAGGUCAAGGAGCGCGACAGCGCCGCCAUGAAACUUGAGGGUGCCGAGACCAAGCUUAUCGUGAUGGCCAACAAAGCCCGCAACAAGCAGCUGAAGAAGGAGGGUGCCCUGGAGGACGGCCACACUGGCGAGGAAGGCGUUGACCAGUUCGACGAUGAGUCGGGCUCCGUGGCUGCCCGCUGGGUUCAGGCCAAGGACCGUCCCACUCACCGUUUGAAGUUCCUGAUUGGCAAGAAGGUCGACACCAUCAACUGGGCUCGCUCCGAAAUUGAGCGUCUUAGCCCUGAGAUCGAGGAGUUGCAGGCCAAGCAUCGUGCCCAUGACACCAAGCUCGUCUCAUCGGUCUUUAUCGAGUUCUACCAGCAGUCUGAUGCCCAGUCUGCCUUCCAGUCUGUUGCACACAACCUUCCUCUCCACAUGUCCCCUCGCUACAUCGGCCUUGAUCCUACCCAGCUGAUCUGGGCCAACCUGCGCAUCAAGUGGUGGGAGCGCGUCAUCCGCUACAGUGCCACCUUGGGCUUUAUUGUCGCCAUGAUUGUCUUUUGGGCCAUUCCGACUGCCUUUGUCGGUGCCAUUUCUAACAUCGACGCCCUGACCAACAAGGUUCAUUUCCUGAAAUUCAUUCUUGACGUCCCCAGCUGGAUCCGUGGUGUUAUCACGGGUCUUUUGCCCGUCGUCCUGAUGUCCAUUCUGAUGGCCCUGGUCCCCAUCAUCCUCCGCCUGAUGGCCAAGUGGGGCGGUGCCCCCAGUCUGUCUGCCGUUGAGAUGACUACCCAGAACUGGUACUUCACCUUCCAAGUCGUUCAAGUCUUCCUGGUGGUCACCGUUGCCUCUGCCGCCACGAGCGUGGUCACUUCCAUCAUCAAUAACCCCUCCUCCGCCCCCAGCUUGCUCGCCAACAAGAUCCCGCAAGCGUCAAACUUCUAUGUCUCCUACAUCGUCCUUCAGGGUCUGUCCUUCAGUGCUGGCGCCCUCCUCCAGAUCGUCGGUCUCAUCCUCGGCAAGGUCUUGGGCAAGUUCCUCGACAGCACUCCCCGCAAGAUGUACAAUCGCUGGUCUAACCUGGCCGGUCUCGGCUGGGGUACCGUCUACCCGGCGUUUACUCUGCUGGCCGUCAUCGGUAUCAUCUACUCUUGCAUCGCUCCUCUGGUUAUGGGCUUCGCCACCAUUGGCCUGUACCUCUUCUACUUCGCGUACCGGUACAACGUGCUGUACGUGUCGAAUGCCACCAUCGACUGCCAGGGCCGUGGCUACACCCUUGCCCUGCAGCAUCUCACCGUGGGCUGCUAUCUGCUCAUUGUCUGCCUCAUCGGCUUGUUUGCCAUGGGCUCGGGCGCCAACCAAUUGGCCGUGGGCCCGCUGAUCCUCAUGAUCAUCUUCCUGGUCUUCACCGUGCUCUACCACAUUUCGAUGAACAGCGCCAUGCAGCCGCUGCUCGACUACCUGCCCAAGAACCUGGAGUACGAGGAGGAAGCCCUGCUCGCCCGGGACCGCCAGCAGCACAGCGCGGAGGAGUCCGCCUCCGACGGCGUGGCCGGCACUUCCGUGGCCAAGGCCGAGAAGGGCCUCACCAACGGCUCCCUGCCCUCCGCGCAGAAGGCGCCCAACUUCAUUGUCAAGUGGUUGCGCCCGGACCGGUACCACGACUAUGCGGCCCUGCGCCGCCUCGUCCCCAGCCCGCUGGAGACCACCACCUACGCGCCCGAGGUCGAGGAGAACGCUUACUGCCACCCGGCCGUCAACUCGCAGGUGCCGCUGCUCUGGAUUCCGCGCGACCCGGCCGGUGUCAGCAAACAGGAGGUUGCCCACACCUCGCGCGUCAUUCCCAUCACCGACGAGGACGCCUGGCUCGACGAGAAGGCCAAGAUCUCGUGGAACAUGGACAAGGGCCAGCCGCCCAUCUACGAGGAGAAGGUCCCCUACUAA
This is a messenger RNA of Penicillium canariense, 2655 nucleotides long. RefSeq lists its product as uncharacterized. The coding region runs from base 1 to 2655 and encodes 884 amino acids. Gene Ontology annotation, molecular function: calcium-activated cation channel activity. The transcript has 3 exons. NCBI's taxonomy places the organism in Eukaryota, Fungi, Ascomycota, Eurotiomycetes, Eurotiales, Aspergillaceae. Gene Ontology annotation, cellular component: plasma membrane. The record is from RefSeq and is a predicted model, not a curated record.